UUUUCUUCAACAUUUUUAGAUCAUAUUUAAAAAAAAAUAACAUUAAAAUUUUACGGACAAAAAGUGUGUUAAGACCUCCACCUCGUUGAUUUUCUAAUCCUUUUCUUCGCCAUAUUGCGGUGGCAGACGCAUCGCCUCUGCAGUAAGUCCAAUCAUGUCUGCCGCCAAAAAGAAAAACAAGAGUGAGGCAGCCAAUGAUCAGCUGACAAGGAUUGCUAUUGUCAGCAAUGAUAAAUGCAAACCAAAGAGAUGUAGACAAGAGUGCAAGAAAUUUUGUCCUGUUGUUAGAAUGGGCAAAUUGUGCAUUGAAGUUGCACCAACAGAUAAAAUAGCUUUCAUCUCUGAGGAAUUGUGCAUUGGCUGUGGUAUCUGUUCUAAGAAAUGUCCAUUUGAAGCAAUCACAAUCAUCAAUCUUCCUAGCAACUUGGAGCGAGAUACAACACAUCGUUAUAGUGCUAACUCCUUCAAACUACACAGAUUACCUACUCCUCGUCCAGGUGAAGUGCUGGGUCUUGUCGGCACUAAUGGUAUAGGGAAAAGCACAGCUCUUAAAAUACUUGCAGGGAAGCAGAAGCCCAACCUCGGCAGAUUUAGUGAUCCACCAGAAUGGACUGAAAUACUUGAAUACUUUAGAGGCUCUGAGCUGCAAAAUUUUUUUACAAAGAUUUUAGAAGAUGAUUUGAAAGCUCUUAUCAAACCUCAGUAUGUGGACCAGAUUCCAAAAGCUGUUAAGGGCUCAGUCCAGCAACUAAUGGAUAAAAAAGAUGAGAUGAAAAAUCAAAUGCAUGUCUGUGAGCAGCUAGAUCUCCUGAAUGUCAGAGACAGGAAUGUAGAGGAUUUGUCAGGAGGAGAGUUGCAGAGAUUUGCUAUUGCCAUUGUAUGCAUUCAGAAUGCUGACAUUUUUAUGUUUGAUGAGCCAUCAAGUUACUUGGAUGUAAAACAACGUCUGAAAGCUGCCCAGGCCAUCAGAAGCUUAAUUCACCCAGACAAAUACAUCAUAGUUGUGGAGCACGAUUUAUCAGUUCUGGACUAUUUGUCUGAUUUCAUCUGCUGUUUGUAUGGUGUGCCAGGUGCUUAUGGUGUGGUCACUAUGCCUUUCAGUGUCAGAGAAGGUAUCAACAUUUUCCUUGAUGGCUUUGUUCCAACAGAAAAUUUAAGAUUUAGAGAAACAUCCCUGACAUUUAAAGUGGCUGAAACUGCUCUAGAGGAAGAAAUCAAACGAUUUUGUAGAUAUGAAUACCCUCAGAUGUUUAAAAAACUAGGUGAGUUUGAAUUGGCCAUACAGGCUGGACAAUUUACAGACUCUGAAAUCAUUGUUAUGUUGGGAGAAAAUGGAACUGGAAAAACCACUUUUAUCAAAAUGUUGGCUGGGCGACUGAAAUCUGAUGGAGGCGGUGAGGUGCCAAUUCUAAAUGUCAGCUACAAGCCUCAGAAGAUCAGCCCCAAACACCAGGGUACUGUCAGACAACUUCUUCAUGAGCGCAUUCGUGACGCCUAUGUCCAUCCUCAGUUUGUGACUGAUGUGUUGAAACCAUUGCAGAUUGAGCCAAUCUUUGACCAGGAGGUUCAAAACUUGUCUGGUGGUGAGCUGCAGCGUGUUGCCUUAACAUUGUGUCUUGGUAAGCCUGCUGAUAUUUACUUGAUUGAUGAACCAUCUGCUUAUCUGGAUUCAGAACAGCGUUUACAUGCUGCCAAAGUGAUUAAAAGAUUCAUUCUGCAUGCCAAAAAGACAGCUUUUGUUGUUGAGCACGAUUUUAUCAUGGCCACCUAUCUGGCAGAUCGAGUAGUUGUCUUUGAAGGUGUUCCCUCCAUCAAGACAGUGGCUAAUUCACCACAAAGCUUGUUGAAUGGAAUGAAUAGUUUCUUGGAGUCUCUUGACAUCACUUUCAGAAGAGAUCCCAAUAACUUCAGACCUCGCAUCAAUAAACUCAACUCUGUCAAGGAUGUUGAACAGAAAAAAAGUGGCAAUUUCUUCUUUUUAGAGGACUGAAACUGGCCUCGCCAAGGGCAGAAACUUGGCAUGGUUCAAGGGCAGUGGUCUGAAUAUUUGUUGGCUCUGUAAUGUCUGUUGUUCAUUCCCAGUAGAACUGAGGCUACCCCAUGGUGGAUCUGCUGUGCACAUCAGAGGAGGCUUUCACUUUAGGAUUUGGAUUUCAUUGGUUUCCCACUUUCAUUUCCCCUCGUGGCAAAGUCUCCAGGGGACCUCCAUUACUGGCUCCAUUAUUCUGCCCAGCCUUUGGCCCAUGACUUGUUUAGCCCUAAGUCUUUUUCUUUUACAAAAUUCUAUUUACAUUAAAAAAAAUUUUUUGUGGUGAUUGUUUUAAAGGUCUCUUGGAUGUUUUUUUGCCCUUAUGAGAGUGGGACAGCCCCGGGGUUAGUUUAAAUUGGGGUCAAAAUUUCAAUUAAGCCUCCUCAGCAGUUGUCACAGCAACACCACUGGGGGAACACAGCAAAGUAACGAAACACCACUGCCCCACAGCUUUGUCUCUAGACAAGGAACUAGACUUCUGGAAGGUGCCAACUCAUCUGUUGGCAUGGAACUUGUGCUAUAUCUUAAUUCAAUGGUAUGGACAAAACUUGUAUACUAUUUGGGCAAUGGAUUUUGUUUUCCAUUCACACUAUUCACUGUUGAGUAUUAUAGAAUCUAAAUAUUUAA
Molecule: messenger RNA, 2656 nt
Organism: Biomphalaria glabrata
Lineage: Eukaryota; Metazoa; Mollusca; Gastropoda; Planorbidae
Product: ATP-binding cassette sub-family E member 1-like
Exons: 16
Coding region: 155-1990 (611 amino acids)
Biological process (GO): ribosomal subunit export from nucleus; translational initiation; translational termination
Molecular function (GO): ribosomal small subunit binding; iron ion binding; ATP hydrolysis activity
Source: RefSeq, a predicted model, not a curated record